AUGUUUCGACAGGUUGAGAUCAAUCCCUUGCAUCGUAAAUGGCAACGCAUCUUGUGGCGGGAAUCUCCAGUCGAACCACUACGUAUCUUCGAGUUGGCUACAGUAACGUUUGGAAUGACAAGCAGUCCAUACAAUGCGAUUCGCUCCUUACGCCAAUGUGCUGUAGAUAACUACAACAUUGUGGAGGACGAAAACCGGGCUUUUACGGCAAGGAACAGUAUCCUUGAUGAAUUUUACGUCGACGAUUAUUUGGAAAGUUUUGACUCUCUGUUGGAAGCUGUUAGUUGCGCUCAUGAUGUCGAUGUGAUCCUUCGUCAAGGUCAGUUCAUUCUUGGUAAAUGGAAUUUGAACUGCGCCAAAGCUCUUCAUGCUAUCGCUGAACCAGAGAAAUCUGAAGCAGAAAUUGAACUAUGCGAUUCCAACGCCACUGUGUUAGGCUUACAUUGGAAUCCGUUGAGCGAUGACCUCUUUUUUAAGGUGAGAAUUGAAGACUGACAUACACUACCAACAAAGCGCAGUAUCUUAAGUAACGUUGCAAGGCUGUAUGACCCGAUUGGUAUACUAGCGCCAACUGUAGUUCUGGCCAAAAUAUUUAUUCAAACCCUGUGGAGGAAGGAUCUUAACUGGGACACUCCACUAUCUGUAGAGUUACAAGACCAGUGGCUCGAAUUUCGAAAUGGUCUUGAAGAACUAGCGCGAAUCCGUGUACCGCGUUGGUUAGGCAUGUCACCUCAUGCAUUUUGUACACUUCAUGGCUUCUGUGACGCUAGUUCGAAGGCGUAUGCUGCGGUUAUUUACGUGAAUAGUGGCGCACAAGGAGAUUAUUCGAAUAUGGCACUUGUUACUGCAAAAACCAAGGUGGCACCUGUGAAAGAGAUUACUAUACCACGCUUAGAACUUUGUGCUGCCCACAUGCUGGUAGUCACUCUACGGCGCUCCGUUUAAACAACGUCCCUUACACACUCUGGACUGAUUCAACUAUCGUUUUACAUUGGAUUCAUAAACAACUUUCAGUUUUGAAACAGUUCGUUGUUAAUCGAGUUGCAUACAUCCAGGCCCACACCAAGGUAGAAUGGUGGCGACACAUUCGCUCCGAGUACAAUCCGGCCGAUUGUGCAAUUCGAGGAAUUACGCCUGCAAGCCUUCUGCAUCAUCCGCUAUGGUGGACAGGUCCACCAUCUCGUUAUAUAUGCAUCGAAAACGAUCCAGUUGUGCCAGAACUAACGGAGGAGCAACUCCAGGCACAGACUCUAGAAUGUCAACCUUUACGUACUCUUAUAACCACUCGCCAAGAUGAUCACCAAUGUCUUAUGACUUCUGCGAAUGGUCACCGAAUCCCCCUCGUUGAGAAAUUUAGCAUACUUAGUCGUGUUCUCAAUACAACAGCGCGAUUAAGACGUUUUCUGCCACGUUACAAGGGUCAGAGGUCGAAUAUUGUGACAGCAGAAAAAUACGAAUGGGCUCUGCUUCUAACUGUUAAACAAGCUCAAGGUAAGGCAUAUAGGCUAGAAAUUAAUGCUCUGAAAUCAAAUUCCAGAUUAGACAGUCGAAAUCACCUGUUAGCCCUAAAUCCAUAUGUGGAUCCUGAAGGCAUUUUGCGAGUCGGCGGGCGUCUCCGAAAUGCAGAAAUAUCUAACGAACAACGACAUCCAAUGAUCAUUCUCAAAGGAUCAUUUGUUAAUUCCCAUAGACGAUGUCUUCAUGGUGGCAUCCAACAAAUGUUACAGUACCUGCGACGACGGUUUUGGAUCAUUCACGCGCGCUCGCAAGUGAAGGCGUACAUAUGGAAAUGUACCGUGUGUCAGAGACAUCAACGAAUCCUCCAGAAUCAACAAAUGGCUUCGUUACCCCGUGAACGGAUACUUGCGGCUCCAGUUUUUUCAAACAGUGGCCUAGAUUAUUGUGGUCCGUUCCAUGUCCGCAUUGGUAGUAGAUGAUCAACUACAACAUCUAAGACAUAUGCUGAUAUAUUCGUCUGUAUGGUCUCACGCCCCCUGCGGGGAGGGGGAUUGAGAAUAUUCCCGCGGUAAGGCAUGCCUGUCGUAAAAGGCGACUAAAAUCCCAUUGUUCCCUGCGUGGUUGGGAAAAGAAUAUCGACGUGGUAAGGCAUGCCUGUCGUAAAAGGCGACUAAAAUCCAAAUGCACUAUGUCCGACAUUGACAGGUCAGAUUUUAUAAUGUCGGCAUGGUUAUGAGGUGUCAGAAAAGUGCUAUAUCGAAAUGAUUAUCAUAUUCUUUGAAUGGGUUUGCGAUUAUACAUAUAACAAACACAAAAAUGAAAUGACGAACAACAUUUCAUACAGCCGGGUCCUUAGGAAUUCCUAGGAAUUCUUAGGGUCCCCGACUGGCAGUAGAUCACAGGUAAAACUGUGGUCUACAGGUCAUACCAAAGACUAAAACAUGGUACCACGGGGAGCAGUAAUGCCCUUGGAGUUCGCUCCAAUCUGCUCAUUGGGUUCGGCCCUUUGGGGAGAUUCGUGGUGGCUGUGGUUUAAACCUAAAUGCAGGAAGGGCUUUUGUCCAAUGUGGAGUCGCACUGCGGCCGGGUGCCGGACCCAAAGUACGGCAGAGGUUUAGGUAGGCCUCGUACCCGACCAAGGUGGCUAGGGUGUUUUUCCUUUGGUUUUUACCCGAACCGAUUGGAACCAAAGUAUAGGUGUGGGGCGGCACUUUGCUCUGGUUUCCCAAGGUAUAGUGUCGUGCAUGCACUUAAGCUUUGGGGCGUUGAUCGGCGCAUUAUACUGAUCUACGUGUUUCUAGCAAUAGAAAACGCCGUGGAUUUAAGUCUACUAGUGGCAGGUAUUCACGUUAAAACACAUUGACAGUUGUAUGGUCUCACGAGCAGUCCAUAUAGAACUUGCUGUGGGUUUGAGUACGAGAUCCUUCAUAGACGUUUAUGACCGAUUUAUUAGUCGCCGCGGUAUUUGUGCCAAGCUCUUCAGCAACAACGGCACCUAGUUUGUAGGCGCUGGUAUAUAAAUGCGUUAAGAUGUGAAGGAAUGGGUAUCCUCAUACGCGCAACAGCACGUUGCUCAUUUUGGUACUCAAUGGAAGUUCAUUACCCCCGUUGCGCCACAUCAUGGUGGUAUCUGGGAAGCAGCGGUACGCUCGGCCAAGAAGCAUUUACUUCGCAUUAUGGGCCAACAGUCAUUGCGAUAUCAUGAGCUUCUAACGCUACUGACAAGGAUUGAUGCUUGUCUUAAUUCACGACCAAUUGUAGCCUUACAUGAUGACCCCGAGGGAGGACUAGCCUUAACGCCAGGUGAUUUCAUAAUUGGUCGACCAAUCAAUUGUCGUCCUGAGCCACCGCAACCAGAUAUACCGCACACCCGCCUCCAUUAUUGGCAGCGCUUGCAGGGAAUUUUCGAACAUUUUUGGAAACGUUGGCAAAAUGAGUAUCUAAAUUCGCUUCAGGCCCGUAGCAAUUGGAUGCGGCCUGAACCAAACCUCCGAAUAGACGAUGUCGUACUUAUUCGAAAUGAGAAUUUGCCACCCGCCUGUUGGCACAUGGGUCGUAUCACGGGCACCCAUCCUGGCAGCGAUGGUCUUGUCCGCGUCAUUACGAUAGAAUUCAAUGGAAAUCGGUUAACGAACGAACGCACAUACAUAUGUCCAACGCCACUAUCAACGUCCUAUACAAAAGGUGGUAAGACUAACUGGAGUACACGAAGAAAUUCUAAACCGCGAGGGUUCAGCCGGGGAGGAUGUUCAAGAUUAUCUAAGUUUGCUUACGCUACGCCUAUGGGACAAAUAUUGCCUGAUUGUAGCGUUAUUUCUUCUUAUUUUUUGUAUGUUAGCGACGCUGACUGCUGCCUGCAGUACAAAUGCACACCGCUAGCAUAUGCUCUAUUCCCGGAAUCCUAAUUGUUUGUACAUGUGAUUACUGAACAAGCAGGCAUAUAAUUGCCGCUUCUUGCGGAUUUCAGUUAAUGUUAAAAACAAAGUCGUGACGAUAGGUCAUAUCAAAAUUCAGUUCCUCUUGUUUGAUUUGGAAUCUUAUACAGUAUAAUAAGUUUUCUUUUUUCCCGUUUUGUUGUUAAUUCAUGUUAUCAAAUUUCUUUAACACUCCGUUUAUUUACUUUCCAAAGUUGUAUUACUUUCCAGUAACUAUGUGGUAUAUAUACAAUGUAGGCAUGCAAUUUAUGUAAAUAAAAUUUUUUGUUGUAAUCGCGGUUCGAGUAAAUGACGACGGAGAGUUGGAUAAAAUGGUAAAAGAGAGAAGAGAUUUGCAGGUAUUUAACUUCUGCACUCAACACACAUGUGUGACGGUAUGUAUACUCGUAUAUAUGUUUCUAUAUAUGACCCUAAUAAAUAUUGGUAAGAAAAUGUCUAAACCGUAUUAUUAGGUAAUUUCGAGUUAUGAUAAGUUGGUUUGCAUGUAGGUAUAUAUGUAUGUGUGUUUCAAUUUAAAAUUAUGUAUAUGUUCUGUAUAUAUGUUUUAUUUUAUUUCUCGUUUUGUACUUUUUACUAUGCUUUUUGCUUAUUAGUGCAACCCUGCUUGCUGCUUUAAAAGCAGAAGUGGUGCUGCCGGAAAAUAUUGCAGGUAGAGACUUGGAUGUUUUUGUAAUGUUUUAAUUUGUUUUGUGUGUUUAUGUUCACAAGGAGAAGCAUAUAUAGGCAAUUAGUAAUUUAAAUACAAGUAAAAUACAGCUUUAAUAUCGGUAUUUUGAUAUUAAAUUAUAGUAUCGGUUUAGAUGAACUGUUUAUAGUUAUAACAUAGUUAUAAUUGGCAAAACAGUUUUUUAAACAUAUACUUAGUACAUAUGUACAUGCAUAUAAGCGAUACACUUACCCUUUCUUGAAUCAAGGGAAUUUUGGGGGAGUGUGGCUUGCCCUAUCCCACUGCACUUAGUAUGCUGCUAUUUUCCUGUGUGCCUUUUGUAAGUGCUUUAGGGUCUGUUGUCUUUGUUUUUAUUAUCUUAUAGCAAUGUUGCCUUUUUGUUGGAGUCCGCGACCGAUGGUGUGACUUAAUUAGUUUGGCGCCCACUAAUGUUGUUGUUUUUCUUUUCGUUUAGUCUUCCUUUUUUAUGCCUUUUUGUUCGCUUCACUUUAUAGAUAUAUACAUAUAUGUGGUGUUUAUGUAUCCAAACUGUGUUGCACUCCACCAACACUGUAUAUUGCAAUUUUUUUAAUGUUCUCUAAUUUUUUCUAAUGUUUUCUAAUUUUUUUUCACUUGUAUAGAUUUAGGAAUAAUAAAAUAUUACUCACCAUACUUUUAUUAAUUAAAAUUUUUGAUUAUUAUAUUUUUUUUGUUUUUCUUUUUUAAGGUGCUUUUCUGUAGGCUCGAAGGACCAUGUUCUCGGAAACGGCGAACUCACCUUUUUUUUCUUUUUCUUCUUUUUACCGAAACUCACUUUUAUAAAAGAACUAGCUGAACCCACAUACGUUGUCCAGCGUGAAAUUAUGUGUUUUGAAAUUAAUAGAAAGUUGAAUUUACGUUGUGUUAAAAAUCUUUUAUUUUCGAUUUUUCUAAAUUUUUUUCAAUGUAACGCAGUUUGAUAAACAACAUUUUUUGGUUUCUAUUCCGGAGCGUAAAUGUACAGAGAAGAUGGUUUUCCCACUCGGGAACACGCCACGUAUAACUGGCACGCACUCAGGCAAUCGUAGUUACGAUAAUUGGCAAAUUUGGCAUAAACAAGCGUGAUGAGUUCAUAUUUCGUUGAAGUGAAUUGACAAAAGGCAGGUGAAAUUGAUAUCAAACCACUGAAACCGAAGUUUGGCAUGCGAAGUGGCUAUCGAAUCGUCUAUCGGUUGAUUCCAUUGAUUAUCAUGUUCCAGCAAUUGUAAUUGCUGGCUUACUUCUCCAAAACUUGCACACACUCUACCAUUAAUAGUGCAAAUGACUCAAAUGAAAUUGAACCACGUACAUUUAUCAAUAGCAACCGAAGGUAGAAACAAUCGUCGUUUUUCGGGUGGAUUGUGUAAAUUCGUCCUAAGGAAUUAGUUGAAAACACACCUGGAUGUCAAUCUACUGGUUGGCCUUGCUUUCUGCGUGACUAUUUCUUCGACGAUGCAUUCCAUGUAUAGUAUCAAGGCAUUUUCGAAUAGAGCAAUACUCUCGCAAACGAAUCACUGACGCAAGUUGAGAAAAAACUCGUCAAUGUCAAUGUUGUUGGAAGUGUUUCCGCUGGCUGUACUGUAUGGCCUGGGUUGAAAAACACUCUUUAGCCAUUUUCCAAAUGACCUGCGAGACGCACAACAGUCGGAAAACGUUCAUGAAUUGAAAAAGUAAAUACCCUACAAAGCGCUUUAUUGCAGUUCACAUAUCGACCGUAUCGUUCAAGACCAAUAACCGCCAUAUUGGUUCCUUUGGUGACGUACCUACGAACGUAUUUUAUAGAUUACACCAAACUGCAAUACUAAACAUUGCUAUGAGUUUUGAAUGUGAAUUAGACAACAGUGGAGAAUAUAGUACGAUCCAUAUGUUGUCAACUUCGAUAUUCACUACUCUCGUCUGAUGAGCUACGCCGACAGAUUGAAUAUCCAUAAUUUCCAUUGUGCGAUUCCGAAAGAAAAGCAACUGGAUAGUGUUUCGUGCAUUUAUUGUUAGAUAUACAAACCGAAGUGGGAUUGUGGUGUCCGCAAAGUCCAUGAACCAUAUUGGUUUUCAUCAUUUCGUUUAAUAUUGGAUCUAUCUAUGGAUCAGGAAUUUCCGCAGAAAUGAUAUCAUCAAUUUGAUCUGAUGUAACCACCAUCCACCAUCCUAAGAAGAACAUCGUAACUGUUGUUUGAAAAGUCGUGCUGUGACAACGUUACGAUCGCUUGCUGAUUGACACCGAUCCAUAAUUCCACACGUAUGUCGUCGCAUCCUGGGAGUACUCGUUCAUGUGCCUUGGCGUUGAUGGCAGAAAGAACACCGACCAAUAUUAGCGGGACCUCUUUGUGGCUUCGUAACAAAUUUCAAUCUGUUAUUGAUCACUUCGUUUGGAACACACAUAAAGUUUUCACUGAAUAAUUUUCAAUUUUUUUUUUUAAAUAGCCGGAAUAAAAGAGCAAGCGAACGAAAUUGAACGAUUCAAAUAAUUAACAAAUCAAAAUAUUGAAAAACAAAAGAAAAAAGAAUUGUAUGAAAAAAGUCAAUUUUUGGAAAUUUCCAAUUUUUCGACUUUUUCUUAUGAACGUUUUUUUUUUAUUUCUGAACAUUUCCAGAUCCACAGCGAACAACUUCUGAAAAUUACAUGAAGAUUAGUUUCGCCGUUCUCGAGCCUGAGCGUUACUAACAAACAAACAUUCAUUUUUACUUACAUAUGUUAUACAAAAUAAAACGUUUGUAUGGGAAAAAGAAAAGGACUGUUUUGGGGGUUUUUCCGGCAACUUUCUUAAUUUUUUUUACAUAAGAACCUUCUCCUAAUAAUAACAUUAGUGAAAUCGGUCCAGCCAUUCACGCGUGAUGCCGUGACAACGGAAAACGGGUUUCAUUUUUAUAUAUAUAGAUAGAUAUAUAUGUAUGUAGAUAACGCAAAGUACGGGUUUUCUUAAAUAUUCUUAUAUGUAUAUAUAUAUAAUAUUUCGUAUCAAAUAGAAAAGAUUUCAAAAUUAUAAAUUACACCAAUCGGCGGCGGAAUAAACUGAUUAUACUGGACGGGGGAUAAAACCGUGAUGCUGCCAAAAGCGUAUGCGCAAGCGCGUGGAGUCUUGACUCGUACGGAAAAAAAAGCGAAGUGAAGGCGGCUGGAGUUGUCCGUCCGUGAAGUGUCACAUUUGAUAUUGGUGUGAUGUGUAGUGAUGUGGAAGGUGAGUGGUGACUGUGGUGUGUUGUUCGUUUAUGAUGAUUUUGUCUGCCAAUGUGCGGAGUUUAAAUGUGGUGUAGCUGUGUUUAGAGGAGCCACCUUUGUCUUGGCUAUGUGCUAGUAGGUGACUGGUGGUCGCUGUGACGGAUUGUGAUUGCACAUAAAUGGUGGCACAAUAUGUCUCUUCAAAGUCGUCACAUAAGCCAUGUAGUUCGCCUUUGUGCUAUGGGCCAUAAUUUAUCCAUCGUGGGAUUUGUAUCUGUGAGAUAUCAUUCAGAUUGCUCGCGAACUGUGACUUUUCUAAACGAAGUGGUUUCAUUUGUUCAUCCCAGUCAGUUCCGUCUAGCCACAAUUCCUGUAUUAGAAUUUUUGCUUGUAUCAUAAUCGAGAGCCAUCCUGCGGGGUCGAAAAGUGUUGCCACCACGGAUAAAAUUUGGCUGUUUGUUAUGGCGGAUGGUGCGGAUAUUGACUCAGUAGUAAAAAGUGGUCAGAUAUCGCAUUCCAUUGUAUCCCCAAAGUUUUUGUUGUGCUUUCUUUUUCAAAUUUAAGGAAAUUGGUGUUUAAUAGAUUUUCUUUAGUUAUAUCCUUUAAAAUAUUAGGAUAGUUCGUCGUUAUCUUUUUUAACGUAAACCCUACUGUUUUGAGGGCUUGUGUCACUUGUGCUAGUGACUUCUUCUAACUCCCAAAAUUUUCUCAAUUGUGAAUUGAGGUAUUCGUUUGAGAUUUCCUAACUUGAGUUGUCAUUGUUGUGACUGGUUCCGCAACUAGUCCACUUAGGACCCAUCCGAAAAUGGUAUUUUGGCCAGAAGUGUUUUUGAAAUUUUUUCAACACCUUCUGGUAUAAUCGGUGGUAUGAGAUCAUAGCCUAAUAGAAGGUCUAUUUCAGCGGGGGUGUUGCACUUGGGAUCUGAUAACUUAAGGUGAGACACCGUUUCCAAAUGCUUGCUAUUUAUAUGAUAACUUGGAAGCAUGUUUGUUAGUUGCGAUAAGACUAUAGCUUCUGCUUGUAUUCUUAUAUCCGCUUGAGGGGAAAAUAGGGUAAUGGGGCAGAUAUUAUUAGAGUUCUGAACUACUCUUCCGCCUUUCCCGUAAUUUCAAAGUUGGCUUGUUUUGUUGGUAGCUUUAGCCUAUUUUGUGCUCUGAUCACUCCCCAUUUGCAAAUGCAAACACCUAACUGAAACUUUUCGUCCAAACGAGAAUAGUGAAAUCGCGUUCCUCAGUAGUAUUCAACAGGAUCAUGCAACAAUACCAGCAAUCACCAUUUGUGAACUUAAACGUGAAUUUGAAAAGCUUAAAGUUAAGAAAGCAGCUGGCUUCGAUUUAUUUACAGCUGAAGUGUUAAAGCAGUUACCAUACAAAUGUUUACGGAAGCUCACCUAUCUUUACAAUACAGCAAUCCGUCUGACACAUUUUCCAAGCCUUGGAAAGUUACCGAAGUUGUUAUGGUUCCUAACCCAGGAAAGGAUCCUCACGUAGUCUCCUCAUAUAGACCAAUUUCUCUACUUCCACAAAUUAUCUAAUUUUAGAAUCUAUAAUAUAAUCGACGAAAAGCAGUUAAUCUCAUCGCAUCAGUUCGGUUUUAGAAAUAUGCAUUCAACAAUAGAACAAAUUCACAGAAUAACAUCAGAAAUAGAAAAAUCCCUGGAGGAGGGAAACAUAUGCUCAGCUGUAUUCCUUGACGUUGCAAAAGCGUUUGACAAGGUAUGGCACGAAGGUCUUAUGCAAAAACUAGAAUCAUGUCUUCCGGUUGAGUAUUGUGCUCUUUUAGAAUCGUAUAUCACCAUGAGAUUUUUCCGUGUAAAACAAGGAAAUAAAUUCUCCAAACUUAAAGAAAUUGAAGCAGGAGUUCCUCAGGGAACUAUCUUAGCUCCACUUUUAUAUAUUCUGUAUACAAAAGACUUACCGUUAGUACCAAACAGUAUGACUGCCACUUUUGCUGAUGACACCGCAAUACUAUGCGUCGAAAAAACAGCAGAAAAAGCUGCGCUAAACCUGCAACAUGCGAUCAACUCUGUAGUAAGUUGGACUAAAAAAUGGAGAAUAAAACUAAACGGUGACAAAUAGGUUUAUGUAAAUUUUACAAACAAAAGACCACUUAUCAAUCUAUAAAUAUUCUAGAUGUCUGCAUACCAUACGCAAAUACAGCUAAAUAUCUUGGCAUCACGCUUGAUGCUAGAUUAUGUUGGAAAGAGCAUAUAAAAAUAAAAAGGAUUGUACUUAAUCUGAAAUUGUCAAAAAUGAAAUGGCUAAUUGGGCGAAGGUGAAACCUGUCCAUAUACGAGUACAACAAAUUACUUCUUUAUAAACAAAUAAUCAAGCCGGUAUGGUCAUGUGGUGCGCAACUGUACGGGUGUGCCAAUGAUGGCAGUAUUAAUAUUACUUAUACAACGUUUUCAAAACAAGGUGCUAAGAGGCAUUGUAAAUGCUCCCUGGUACUGCAGAAAAGCGGAUACUCAUCGAGACCUAAGGAUGAGUACAGUCGCAGAAGAAAUAAGGAGUCAGGCAGAUGCCCACUACAAAAGGCUUAAUGCACAUGUGAACGAGGAGGCGAGAAAUCUUCUUUUAGAUACAUGCCGCUCUAUUCGAUUAUGUCGAAAAAACCGCAUAGCUUAGUUGGAAGCUAAAAUAUAAAGGAUUAAUUACUUACCAUCUAUGUAUGAAUAUUACUAACGGGUGAUUUUUUUGAGGUUAGGAUUUUCAUGCAUUAGUAUUUGACAGAUCACGUGGGAUUUCAGACAUGGUGUCAAAGAGAAAGAUGCUCAGUAUGCUUUGACAUUUCAUCAUGAAUAGACUUACUAACGAGCAACGCUUGCAAAUCAUUGAAUUUUAUUACCAAAAUCAGUGUUCGGUUCGAAAUGUGUUUCGCGCUUUACGUCCGACAAAUUUUGUUCAGCGAUGAGGCUCAUUUCUGGUUGAAUGGCUACGUAAAUAAGCAAAAUUGCCGCAUUUGGGGUGAAGAGCAACCAGAAGCCGUUCAAGAACUGCCCAUGCAUCCCGAAAAAUGCACUGUUUGGUGUGGUUUGUACGCUGGUGGAAUCAUUGGACCGUAUUUUUUCAAAGAUGCUGUUGGACGCAACGUUACGGUGAAUGGCGAUCGCUAUCGUUCGAUGCUAACAAACUUUUUGUUGCCAAAAAUGGAAGAACUGAACUUGGUUGACAUGUGGUUUCAACAAGAUGGCGCUACAUGCCACACAGCUCGCGAUUCUAUGGCCAUUUUGAGGGAAAACUUCGGACAACAAUUCAUCUCAAGAAAUGGACCCGUAAGUUGGCCACCAAGAUCAUGCGAUUUAACGCCUUUAGACUAUUUUUUGUGGGGCUACGUCAAGUCUAAAGUCUACAGAAAUAAGCCUGCAACUAUUCCAGCUUUGGAAGACAACAUUUCCGAAGAAAUUCGGGCUAUUCCGGCCGAAAUGCUCGAAAAAGUUGCCCAAAAUUGGACUUUCCGAAUGGACCACCUAAGACGCAGCCGCGGUCAACAUUUAAAUGAAAUUAUCUUCAAAAAGUAAAUGUCAUGAACCAAUCUAACGUUUCAAAUAAAGAACCGAUGAGAUUUUGCAAAUUUUAUGCGUUUUUUUUUUUAAAAAAGUUAUCAAGCUCUUAAAAAAUCACCCUUUACUUUGAUUUUCGCUGUGUAGUGUUUGUGUUUUUAAUGUGGUUGAGCAGCAUGGGGCGUCUUGGCAAUUUUGUGGAUUUGGCACUUCGGAAUUUGUUAUUGCAACUUAGCCCGUGGCUCUUUUGACUGUUUGGGGGUGAGCUGGAAAUGUUGUUUGUGACAAUAAACGCAAUUAAAUUUGCUUUCACAAACUUUAAGCAUGUGAGCAUGUGAUAUGCAGUUUGUGCACAGUCUUUUUGACUUUACAAAAUUAUUUCGGUCAAUGAUAUUUAAUUUUUUAAAUUGUUCUCAGGCUUUAAGUUUAUGACCCCUUUUGCAUAGUUCGCAUGACGUUUGUUUGUAUUGUUAGGAUGUGAACGUUUUAUAUUUAAAGAAGCUGCUAAUUUUUUUUUCUACCAUUUCGGCGAUUUCGUAUUGGGUAGUGAGAAACUGUUUCAUUUUUUGCCAUGAGGGGAAUUUUUUUCUUGAUGAGAGCGAUUGCUUCCACAACAAUAACUACUUUUUUGGUAAUGCCGCUGUGCAUAUGUUUAUCAGUAUAGGGUCCCAGUUAUCUGUGGCAAUGUUUUGUGUCGAUAAAACCAACAAACAGUUGGAAACAAUGGAUUGAAGUUUGAUCAAUUAUUCACUUGUUUCCUUUCUCCUCUUAAUUCAUGUAAACCAUACUGUACCAACAAUGUGCCAUAUUCAGAUGAAGUAGCGCAGAUGGUACAAAAUAAAAGACGACUUCGAAGAAUCUGGCAGAAUAGCAUAAAUCCGGUUGACAAAACCAGGCUAAACAAAGCAAUUAAAAAAUUAAAAUCCAAGUUGGCAGAGAUGAAAGAAGAAUCUAUUGCAGAAUUUCUUAAGAAUGCUGAUCCAAAUAAAAACGACGAAUACAAUCUGUGGAAAGCUACUAAAUACCUGAAACGUCCUCCGAAGCGACAGGUACCGAUAAAAGAUGAAAACAACUCUUGGCGUAGAUCUGACAAAAGAAAAGCCGACGCUUUUGGCAACCACCUUGCGAAUACUUUCAAGCCUUUUGCUCUCAAUACUGACCAAGUUCAGACUUUUCUUGAGAGUUCAUGUCAAAUGGAUAAACCAAUACAUUACGUAAAACUGACUGCAGUACAAUCAGAAGUGUCACAGUAUAAAAUUUCCAAAUCGCCUGGCCCAAAUAAUAUGCAUGAGGGGUUGUUACAUACCAGCUCCAUUCUAUCUAUUUCUUCGGUCAUACCUAUGUAGAUUGCAGACAACAUUAAUUAAUGAUGACACUUCCGACAUAUACGAAGUCAAAGCAGGUGUUCCGCAAGGGAGCGUGCUUGGCCCAACACUGUACACGAUUUUCACUGCCGACAUGCCAAUAAUAAACGACGAAAAUAUAACUGUUGCCACAUAUGCGGACGACACCGCCAUUCUUGCAUCUGCUUACUCUGCAUACGAAGCAUCUGAGACUGUUCAAAAACAACUGAACGCAGUUGAAUCCGGGCUUCGAAAUUGGAACAUUAUGGUAAAUGAAAGAAAAUUAUCGCAUGUUACCUUCACCAUGAAAGCAGGAGAUUGCCCCAGCGUCAAUCUCAAUCAAACAAUUAUUCCAGAAUGCACUAGCACUAAGUACCUCGGGAUGAACUUAGACAGAAGAUAUAAAAUAAAUAAGGUGAUCCGAUAUAAAAGCAUUUUAAAACCGAUUUGGGCAUAUGGAAUACAAAGCUGGGGAACUGCAAGUAAAUCGAACGAAGAACUAAUACAAAGAUAUCAGUCGAAAACACUCAGGUUGAUUGCAAACGCUCCAUGGUACAUAAAAAAUAUUAACUUACACAAAGAUCUUGAAAUAAAUAUGGUGAGGAGUGAGAUUCAGAAACUCAGUUCAAGAUAUCUUAAUCGCCUAAGCUGUCACCCCAACAUAACGUCAACAUUAACCUAGUGGACAAGAGUGAAACUACUCGCCGACUGCAAAGGCUACAUCUCUUACACUUGCCAUUUAGAUCUUAAGUUUAACUGAAUUAAUUAAAUUGUAAAGUCUAUAUAUUACUAAAUUAAGUGAAUUGUGAUAUACUUAUAGUACAAAUCUUAUACUUCAAAUGCCUUUAUGUAUUUAGGGGACAAAUUGCAUUUUUAGCAGCAAAGUGAAUCUUAGAUAUAAUAACAUUUGCUUAUUGUCACACGACAGAUUGUAAAUAAAAUGAAAUAAUAAAAAAAUAUCGUAAUUUGCUUAUCUACCAAUACUCGUUCGUUUUCGUAUCUUGACUUUAGGGCUUCCCAAGUCAAAUUGAAAUGAUCGUCAUUAAGAGCGAGCUGUUUUACUAUUACGCCUGCUUGUCCUAUAGUUUUGUAUCUGAGAUGAUACAGUUCUUGCGCUUGUGAUAAUUUUUGAUGGUUUAUGUACACGGCUGUAAACAUG
Bactrocera dorsalis (oriental fruit fly) is the source of this 13719-nucleotide messenger RNA. RefSeq lists its product as uncharacterized. The transcript has a single exon. Bases 1 to 495 code for a protein of 164 amino acids. NCBI's taxonomy places the organism in Eukaryota, Metazoa, Arthropoda, Insecta, Diptera, Tephritidae. The record is from RefSeq and is a predicted model, not a curated record.